Molecule: messenger RNA, 6832 nt
Organism: Struthio camelus australis
Lineage: Eukaryota; Metazoa; Chordata; Aves; Struthioniformes; Struthionidae
Source: RefSeq, a predicted model, not a curated record
AUGGAGCAGCAGGAGCAGCCCACAGCCCCCACAGCCCCCAUCCCUGAAGGCGACUGCCAGGCUGUGGUACGGCACACCCAGGUGCUGCUGCUGGCCGGUGAGACGUGGAUGCCACAGUGUGCCUGCGCUGCCCGCACCACCGUCGCCCACGAGGCUCUGUCCUUCGCUGCUGGUGGCCCCCUGGCUGCCCAGCUCAUCUUCUUCCUCUGCCGGCCCGCAGCGCUGGAGGCAGAGGCCGGGCGGCUGAGGGCAGCGCUUGGGGCCUUGCGGGAGCAGCUCUGCGGUGCCCCUGGUGCCCUGGUUGGUGUCGUGGUAGAGCCACAGCCCACAGAGGAGGUGACGGCACGGCAGGCGCUGGAAGCCUUGCUCUGCGAUGUCUUUCGCAGUGCUGAUCCCAGUGGCCAGACCCCGCUGGAGCUGCACACGGCUGUCUUCUGCCCUGGUCGCCCCGACAGCACCCUCCAGGUGCAGAGAGCCGCCUGCAGUGGCCCGAGGGAGGACCUGCUGGUGACGACGGUGCCAGGCAUGUCUGGGUCAGGCGGUUCGAUUGUCUUGUGCUACUUCGGUUAUGCACUCUACUCCAUAAAUCCUGUUUUCCUGAGCUGCUGCCUCUACAGAGAGUAUGAAGCACGGUUAGAGAGAUACAGUGAACGAAUAUGGACGUGCAAAAGCACAGGAAGCAGCCAGCUGACGCACAAAGAAGCUUGGGAGGAGGAGCAGGAAGUUGCUGAGCUCUUGAAGGAGGAGUUCCCCAUCUGGUAUGAAAAACUAGUGCUGGAGAUUGUCCACCACAAUACCGUAUCGUUGGAAAAGUUGGUGGAUGCAGCUUGGCUGGAGAUCAUGACCAAAUUUGCAGUGGGAGAAGAGUGUGACUUUGAGGUUGGUAAGGAGAAAAUGUUGCCUGUGAAAGUUUUAAAAAUUCAUCCCCUGGAGAAAGUAGAUGAAGAGACCUCUGAAAAGAAAUCGGAGGGAGCCUGUGACUCCCCAUCCAGUGACAAAGAGAACUCCAAUCAGGUAGCCCAGGACAACCAGAAGGAAUCUAUUCUGAAGGAGGAUGACAACAGGAGGGAAAGUAUGAAUGAUCGAGCACGUAGGUCUCCUCGGAAGCUUCCUACUUCUUUGAAGAAGGAAGAAAAGAAGUGGGUUCCACCUAAAUUCCUACCACACAAAUAUGAUGUGAAGCUGAAAAAUGAAGACAAGAUCAUCAGUAAUGUACCAGCAGAUAGUUUAGUCCGUACAGAGCGUCCUCCCAACAAGGAGAUCCUGAGAUACUUCAUCCGUCAUAAUGCGCUACGGGCUGGCACAGGCGAGAAUGCCCCAUGGGUAGUGGAGGAUGAGUUAGUGAAGAAAUACUCUCUCCCCAGUAAAUUUAGUGACUUCCUGCUUGAUCCACAUAAGUAUAUGACUCUCAACCCAUCAACCAAGAGGAAGAGCUCUGGAUCACCGGACAGAAAACCUUCCAAGAAAUCUAAAGCUGAUGGAUCAUCCCUAGGUCAGCCACUGAGCCCUACUCUGUGGUGUCACGUACACUUGGAGAAAUCUAUUAUUGGGUCUCCGCUGAAAGUAAAAAACUCUAAGAACUCAAAAUGUCCCAAAGAGGAGUUGGAAGAAGUGAUGAAAAUAGUGUCACCUGGUAAACUUGGCUCUAACUUUCACAUUCCAAAGAGGAGCCGAUUGGGAAAGGGCAGCAACAAAUCCUUGGACAAAAAGCAGAGAGGCAAAAGGGUUUUAAACGGGCAGAAAUCAUCUGGGAAAUCAAAGUCUCCUAGAAAAGGCUUGAAGACUCCGAAGAUGAAGAUGAAACAAAUGACACUACUGGACAUGGCCAAAGGUACCACUAAGGUGUCCAGGGCUCCCAGGAAUUCAGGAGGCACCCCUAGGUCUUCCAGCAAACCCCAGAAACAUCUGCCUCCUGCAGCACUCCAUCUCAUUGCCUAUUACAAAGAAAACAAAGACCGAGAAGACAAAAAAAGUGCCCUUUCCUGCAUCAUCUCCAAAACAGCCAGGUUACUCUCAAAUGAGGAUCGUGCCCGUCUCCCUGAAGAUUUGCGAGGAAUAGUACAGAAACGCUAUGAGCUUCUAGAGCACAGGAAGAAGUGGGCCACCAUGACAGAGGAGCAGCGAAAGGAAUAUCUGAAGAAGAAAAGGGAGAAGCUGAAAGAGAAACUGAAGGAGAGAGCGAAGGAGCGGAAGGAGAAGGAGAUGAAAGAAAGACUGGAAAAACAGAAAAGAUAUGAGGACCAAGAUAUUAAAGGGAAGACCUUGCCUACUUUUAAACUGGUUGAUACUCCAGAAGGACUUCCUAAUACUCUCUUUGGGGAUGUAGCCAUGGUGGUAGAAUUCCUGAGCUGUUAUUCUGGGUUAUUGAUGCCAGAUGCUCAAUAUCCUAUUACAGCAGUUUCUCUGAUGGAAGCACUUUGUGCAGAGAAAGGUGGCUUUCUUUACUUGAACCGAGUACUGGUCAUUCUUCUGCAGACCCUGCUGCAAGAUGAAAUUGCUGAAGACUAUGCUGAGUUGGGAAUGAAGCUUUCUGAAAUACCACUUACUUUGCAUUCUGCUUCUGAGUUGGUCCGCCUAUGUUUACGCAAGUCAGAUGUACAAGAGGAGAGUGAGGUCUCGGAUAAUGUUGAUGAAAGCAAGGAUUCAGCCACUUUUGAAGAUAACGAAGUACAGGAUGAGUUUUUGGAGAAACUGGAGACAUCAGAGUUCUUUGAGCUGACUCCUGAAGAGAAACUGCAGAUACUGGGAGCGCUGUGCCAUCGGAUUCUAAUGACUUAUUCAGUGCAGGACCAUGUGGAGGCCAAGCAGCAGAUGUCAGCUGAGUUAUGGAAGGAGCGCCUAGCUGUCCUGAAAGAAGAGAACGACAAGAAGAGAGCAGAAAAACAGAAGCGAAAAGAAAUGGUGGCCAAGAACAAGGAGAAUGGGAAGGAUGAGAAUACAAUGGGAAGGAACGACAAGAAAAAAAAUGAGAUGGUGAAAAUAGAGCACCGGCUAGAAAUAGAAGCUGAUGAUAUGAUCAGCGCUGUGAAGAGCAGACGCCUUCUUGCCAUCCAAGCCAAGAAAGAGAGGGAGCAACAAGAAAGACAAAUGAGAGUAAAGAUGGAGAAAGAAGCAGAGGAAGAAAGAAUCCGGAAGCAUAAGGCUGCAGCUGAGAAAACUUUCCAGGAUGGAAUUGCCAAAGCGAAGCUGGUGAUGCGCAGGACACCAAUUGGCACUGAUCGUAAUCAUAACAGGUAUUGGCUGUUUUCAGAUGAGGUUCCUGGCUUGUUCAUUGAAAAAGGCUGGGUACAUGACAGUAUAGACUACAGAUUCAUCCUUCCCCAUCAGAAAAAGGAGGAAGCAAGAAAGGACUACAGCCCAGUAGAUAAGCGGAAGAGCACAGCCACGGAUGGCAGAGUGAGCCUACUUCAUAGGUCUAUGCAUGUUGCAGACGUUCCUGCAGAGACCACUACACCCAAACAGGGACAGAACUUGUGGUUUCUCUGUGAUAGUCAGAAAGAGUUGGAUGAGCUGCUAGACUGCCUGCACCCACAAGGAGUAAGAGAGAGUUUGCUAAAGGAGCGUCUGCAGAAAAAGUAUCAGGACAUCACACAUUCUAUCCAUUUGGCUCGAAAACAGAACCUGGGCCUCAAAUCCUGUGAUGGUAACCAGGAACUGCUGAACUACCUCCGAAGUGAUCUAAUUGAGGUUGCAACCCGGCUGCAGAAAGGAGGGCUGGGAUAUGUUGAUGUGACACCAGAAUUUGAAGCUAGAAUAUACUCACUGGAGAGCUUGAAGGAUUUUGGAGAGUGUGUGGUUGCACUCCAAGCUGGUGUUAUUAAGAAGUUUCUGCAAGGCUUCAUGGCCCCCAAGCAGAAGAGAAGGAAACAUCAAGGAGAGGACUGCGUUGCCAAGGCUGAGGAGAUAGAUGAAGAAAAGAAAAUGGCAGAAGAAGCCAAGGUUGCUUCAGCUAUGGAGAAGUGGAAGACAGCAAUCCGUGAGGCCCAGACCUUCUCCCGUAUGCAUGUGCUGCUUGGGAUGCUGGAUGCCUGUAUCAAGUGGGAUAUGUCAGCAGAGAAUGCAAGAUGCAAAGUGUGUCGCAAGAAAGGUGAGGAUGACAAGCUGAUCCUGUGUGACGAGUGUAACAAAGCCUUCCACCUAUUUUGUCUGAGACCAGCACUCUAUGAGAUACCAGAUGGUGAAUGGCAGUGCCCAGCUUGUCAGCCAUCUACUGCCAGACGCAGCUCACGGGGCAGGAACUAUACAGAGGAUUCUGCUGAAGAUGAAGGUGAAGAAGGUGAGGAAGCUUCUGAUGAACAAGAUGCUGAGGAGGAGGAGGAGGAGGAAGAUUAUGAAGUUGCUGGACUGAAAUUGAGACCCAGAAAGCCAGCCCGGGGCAAGCAGAGCACAACCAUGUACUCUUCGAGGCAGGGAAGGCACCAAAGGAAGAAGCAGUCGCUGCACUCUGCCAGGGGACCCGGGCAGCGGGCUGCACCUGUCAAUGGAGCAGACAUUGACGAGCUGGUCCUUCAAACGAAGAAGACUGCACGUCGCCAGAGCCUCGAAUUGCAGAAAUGUGAGGAAAUCCUCAGCAAAUUGAUCAAGUAUCGCUUUAGCUGGCCCUUCAGGGAGCCAGUGACCACAGAGGAAGCCGAAGAUUACUUUGAGGUCAUCAGCAACCCUAUGGACUUCCAGACUAUGCAGAGCAAGUGCUCUUGUGGCAAUUACCGCUCGGUGCAAGAGUUCCUCUCUGACAUCAAGCAGGUGUUCUCCAAUGCCGAGCGCUACAACCAGAACGGGAGUCACGUACUGUCCUGCCUGGAGAAGACAGAACAGUGUUUGAUUGACAUGGUGCACAAACAUCUGCCUGGCCACACAUAUGCACGCAGGAAACGCAAGAAGCUCUCUGCCAGGUGCCAGGGACUGGAGGAACAGGAAGGGGACAGUGAGCCAGAGCCUCUUGAACAUUCCCGGGGGCGGAAGAGGAAGAAAUGAGGGAUGGGGAGGUUAGGGGGAGAGUCAGAGCUGGAGCAGGUCUUCUGGUGCUGCUGGGCAGCAGGAUGGGCUGUCUGGAGGGAGUAAGGAAGCAGCAGGCACUUCUCUAUUAAUCCAGCCUUUCCUUUGGCCCGUCCUAGUUUUAAUUUUUCUGCGAUUUCCUGAAGUAUUUGGUCAUCCAUUGAGUGAGCAGAGACGACUUGCUGCUUCCCACAAAAUACACAAAGCUCUUAUGAGACUGUCCUGCUAGGAGGGGAAGGUGGGAGGCCGAGAGGAAGGCCUGGCUGGCCAAAGCCUGGCUGGGCAGGGAGCAUCAAGCCUACUCCAGUUUGGGCACUAUUGGCUUCCUUGGAACAAGCCGCUUCCUCCCCUCUCUGUGAGCAGCCAGCGCUGGAGCACGGUGGGACCUCUGCUGUCUGCUGCCUGUGAUGUGAAACCAGCCUUGAGCUGGCGUGGGGAGGGAUCAUAUUGCUUCACAGAAGGACUGGGUGUGAUCGGGCCAAUGGGCCGCUAGUUCUUGUAUGUAUAUAUUUAUAUGGUGUUAAUUUUGAGCCCCCAAUGAAGGGCUGCAUAGGGCGAGCAAGCACUUACAUUUAUGGAGAUAAAGCUUUCACCAGCAUCAUAAUACAAUUGGCUUCAGGGUGCUCUUGCUUUUUCCCCUCUCUCUUUUCUGGGGGAGCAAUCUCUGGAGGUUGUGCUCUGAAGAGAGAGUUCUUCUCAGCUCAGCACUUCACUUUUACAUGGCAAAGAGUAGACAGUUGGUUUUCCUGCUCACCUUUCACAGCAUACAAUCAUGUAGCCCUUUGAGUGGAUGAACCGAGUGCCAGAGGCGUAUUGGAGAGCAUGGUUUUCUGCACGCCCUGUAGGAAAGUCCGGGGCGAAGGGAGCAGCAGACGCCUGCUCUGUGUAACUUUUUAAAUUAAUUUUCUAGUUAUUAAAAGUGGCUUGUUUCUAGCAGUGAUCCUGUAUAAAGAACACCUGUAAGAUACUGUUGUCUUGCUUUGGCACAUGUACAGUUUAUAUGAAAUCGUGUUUGCUUUAUAUUUUCCCCCUCUCAAACACUCAUUUUCUUCUCGGUAGCUGGAGUUACGCAGGGGGACUUGGUGGUGGGGGUCUCCCAGUCCCUCUCUAGCCAUGCUCUUAUCUCCUUUUAUAGUAAUAGCUUCCCUAACUCACCUCCCUCACCCUCCUUCAGCACAGCAAGGACCAUCUCACACCGACCAACCAGCAGGGAAGCCCGCUCUUGCUGGGAAGAGUAUGAAGCUGCUCUGUUGUGGCCCCAGCAGUGGGUUCUGCCACUCAAGAUACUGACUUUUCUCAAAGAAAAAGAUGUUUUUUUAAUCACUUCUCCCUCUCUGUUGUGACAGAUUUUGAUCAUACAAUCAGGGUUUGAACUUUUUAUUAUAUAGAUGCUUAAUUUGGAACAAAAGGAUAACAAGGCUGUUCCAUACCAAUUUUUUUAAAACAGAAAAUACAAAACCCAUGGUUGCAGCUCCGAUGAUUAAAGAAUAACAAAAUCAUCAGUUAAAUUGCAGCCUAGUUUCGUGGACUUUUUAAUUGUUUAACGAUUCCAGGCGUUUGUUUCAGUUCUGGACUGUUGGUGGCUGCAAAGACUAUGGCAGGUUUCCAGCCACUUCCCUCUUCUCUCCCCAGGCCCAACUCCCUGCCCCACGGAAUAGCACUGACGUUUGUAUUUCGCACGUCCCCUUCAGAGGCUUUGUUUUGUCCGUUAAUAUAGAACAUUUUCUGCAGGUCCUAUAUGGUGAAACCUUUGGAACUGUACAUUUUUUAAAAAUAAAUGUCAUUUGUGGGGGGUGGGGGUUUCUGCUAAGGGCUGUACUUGUAAUAAAUUGGAAAC